AAGUGGCCUGUUGAAAUAAACAAACUAAACUAAAAAUCUUUACUUCUAUCUAAUAAAAGAAUGGGGCAUGCCCUUUCUCCCCAUCUCAUGAGCAUGACAUUUCCGAUACAUAUGGAAAGGUUGCACGGGUGUGGGUGUGGUACUAUCGACCGCAUAAAUCAAAAAUCAAAAAAACUUUAUGUUACUGUCUUCUUAGAUAUGUCUUUGCUUUUUCACAAAGAGCUAAUUACUAAAACUGAAAUUUAACAGUUAUUAAAAAUCGGGUAUCCGGUGUGUCCGUGUCUGCCGUGUGUUAGGUCCCCUAUUUGUCCUGGUCCCUGGCACCGUCGGACAAGUAAAGUGGUUGAAAUUUGCCUGGCUCUAUAGCUGGCUAGAUAGUUUGUUUUAGAAUUAGAAUUUGCUUUUCAGUACGUAAAGGUUAUGCUACGAUUGUAAUGCUUAAAAUAAUAUUCCAUUGGUGAUCGUAGUAAACGCUACGUUCGUUUAACGGGUGGGUCAGGUGGAUUAUAUUUUUAUAGCUUCCCACCCAUCCCCCUUUUAUUUGACAUUUGCUAGCUAUAAUUAAUCUAGCUAAAGCUAGAAUUGCUCUUUAAGCAAAGCCACCCUUAAACAGACAAGGUAUAUGUAAAAUAUUUAACAUGAAAUCCCUGGUAUGACAAACCCCAUUCCAGUGUAAAUCAGCCAGAGUGCUGGUCCAUAAAACAGCUCUACUACCAGCUUUAGAUAACAGUAGCUAAGCCUGCCAGCUAGCUAGAGGUAUUAAGGAAAAGAUAUAAAGAAAUAUAUACAUGCUUUUUUAUAAGAGCAAGAGCAAGUCAGUUUUUGGCAAAAAUUAAGACAGCUCCAGGAUCAAAUCAUUGUUUCAAGAACAAACGAAGUCUUAAUUUUUUUGUUUGGUCUCGCCUACUAUAACUGCGAAAUAUUAUUCAUAUUGGGUUGAUUGUUCUCAAAUACAAUUAUAGAGCUCCAUUAUUGACAAAAAACACCCAAUUUCGUAUAAACACAUGAAGUUUUGCGAAAUUUGUAUGAAAAAACUUGAAAGAUAAGAACAGCCUCGGGUCAGAUUUUAGUGGUUUUCAUAAAAAUAAAGUGCACUGUUUUGAGGGGGUAUUUUCACUGCAUGUAAUUAUAUAAACUUUAUGUAUAUAAGUAUACUUCAGCUACAUAUAUAUACAAAAAACAAUGGAUAAAGAUUCAAAAAAAUUUGGUCAAAAAGGUUUUAUUGCUCAAAAGCAAUGUCAGGGAUGUAAAGAAAUGGUGGCGGUUGCAUGUAGGACUUGUCCGGCCUGCUCACAACCUUGUGUUAAAAAAAGAAAGGUUGUGGAAAAUCGGUCGUGUAAUUUGACAAGGUCAAAAAGAAAGAUGGAAGAUAUAUCUAACAAUAUGAACCAGCACCUGGGAUAUGAUGUGGCUGUGGUGUAUGUGCGAAGAACACCCACAAACCGCCAAUACAUAGAUAUUGCGGCCACAGAAGGCCCUAUGCGCCAAUUCUUGUUUCAGCAAGAUGGAGGGUUGGCUGCUCAAGGUCAUGCUCUUGUGAAAUUUUUCAAGAGCAUGCCAAGGGGCAAUCGACAUGGUGGACUUAACCCACAGCCUAUUGAGGAAGCCCAUGAAGAUAUGGCAGUUGAGGACAAUGAAGCUGUCCAGGAAAAUGAGAACAGAGAUACAAGUAGUGACAAAGAAAAUGAAGGUCCAAGCACAAGCAAUGAUAGCAGGUACAAUCAAGAACAAGAAAAUGGAGGUCCUGACAAUGAAGAGGAAAAUAGAGGUAGCAAAUUAUUUUUAAACCCUACUAGACCUAUUUAUGCAGCUAUAAACUAUAUCUUCUUUAGCAUGUUUUGAUUGACAACCACCCCUUUUAUCUAUCAAAUUGUAGAUUCAGAUGGAAAUGCUUUCGAUUUCAUGAAGAUAUGAUUGAAUAUUUUCAUUGUAUAUAUUUUUUUAUUAGUUAUAGCUAUGGUUAUAGUUACAGCAUAUAGCUAGCUGUAUUUAUUAUUUAUUAUAAAAAAGAAAGUGUUUAGUGGAAAUAUAUUAGAUAUAUAUAUAUAUAUAUAUAAAUAUAUAGCAUAUUACUACAUAUAUAUUUAUAUUUAUUAUAAAAAAGAUAUGUUAUUUUCAUCUUCGUAUUUAUUACACGAUUUUUUUGUAAAUUAUCCGUACAUUGAGGAUCAGACCUUAGGUUGGUAAAAAGCCUGUUUGGCCCUAAAGAUGCUAAGCUGGUUGUUUAACAUCUAUUUUUUUUUCUGAAACAAUGCCAUCAUAA
Molecule: messenger RNA, 2263 nt
Organism: Hydractinia symbiolongicarpus
Lineage: Eukaryota; Metazoa; Cnidaria; Hydrozoa; Anthoathecata; Hydractiniidae
Exons: 9
Coding region: 1183-1842 (219 amino acids)
Source: RefSeq, a predicted model, not a curated record